AUGUCCUCCCGCCCUUUCAAUCCACUGCCUACAUUCCCCAUUCCCAUUCAGUGGGAUGUGCCAGGCCGUAUUGCCCAGCUGCGGGCCAUGAUCGAUGACCCUGCCACCAGUCAGGCACAGAAGAUUAACCUCCAGGUUGCUAUCAAUCUGUAUCAUUCAAAAGAGCUACCAGGACGGUUUAAAUAUAUCCAGAAUGGCAAGGUUGUCUCUCUUAAGGAUAUCAAUUUUAAGCAGCCAUACUGGGUUGAGGGUUAUGGUCAACAACUAUCUUCACGGGCUACAAUUCCAGCUACCGUGCCAGGGCUGUCUUCUGCACCCUCUCAGCCUGUGUGCAAUCCUUCGAGCCAGCAACUAGCACAUCACAUGAUAUAUAAUACCUACGCAGAAGGCACCGGUGGACAUGAGAUAUUCGCCCGAAUUAGGCCCAUUCCAGGCCUCUUAUCAUCGUCAUUAUCGAUUACUGUCACAAUGCUCAAUGACACUGGAAGUGAUGUGUUGACUGUCUUUGAUACAGAUCUGACUGCUUUGGCCAUCCCUCCAACCUAUGAGGGGUUUGGGACAUAUGUCUCAGUAUCAACACCGAAUGGGAUUAUCAUACGGCAACAAGUCAUUGUUGACAUACAGCUGUUGGAUUCGCAGGGGAAUCCUGUGUCUGACUGGAUUAGAGAGGAGGGCGUUAUCACACCAGCAGCUCUUGGUGUUGGUAGACUUUCAGGUGAUGGCAUUAGGCAAUCUCUAUAUUUUGCAACUGCACCAGGAAAUCAACAUCUUGAAGGAUCGAAUCCCCUUGAAUCAUAUCAUCUGGGCUAUGAGGGCUGGGCGCUAGCCUACGAACAAAGGCUGCUUCUGAGUUUUACAAAUGCAUCGCUGACGGCGAUAAAUACUUAUUUUCGGGGCCCUUUCGCUCCCAACCCGACUUCAAGGACACUGGAUGAGGCGCUCCGGGAUAUGAUUCCGACGCAUAGAGAUGAUGUGGAUGGGUUGAGGUGGUCUUUGGACAAGCGCGGACAGGAGAAGAACCCCUGCGAGAUUUCUUCUCUUGACUACGCUGUAGUAUGCUUUCCUGGCGGCAAGGGGGGCGGCUGGCCUUGCGAAGCAAUCUUUAGAGGCACCCAGGUUCUGCUAGGAGCUUCCAGAGUGUGA
This is a messenger RNA of Blastomyces dermatitidis ER-3, 1143 nucleotides long. RefSeq lists its product as uncharacterized. The record is from RefSeq and is a predicted model, not a curated record. The coding region runs from base 1 to 1143 and encodes 380 amino acids. Lineage: Eukaryota; Fungi; Ascomycota; Eurotiomycetes; Onygenales; Ajellomycetaceae. The transcript is spliced from 6 exons.